AUGGCAGAAUCCAAAUUGGAUAUUAUUAUCACACAAGACAAGGGACGAUGUUUUGUCGUAAAUCAACAUGUAUCUCAAGGAGAAAUUGUAUUUAUUUGCCAACCAUAUGGUAUAGUUCCAUUCGUGAUAACAAAAGAUUUCAUAUGUGCAAACUGCAUUUGUAUUCCAAAGGAGAGAACUUCUUCGAAUAAAAUGAUUGAAUGCCGACAAAAAUGUCAUCAUACAUUUUAUUGUUCCGAUCAAUGUGAACAGCACGAUUGGGACAAAUUUCACAAAUACGAAUGUUCAUUCCUUGACAAAAUAUUCGAAAUUGGCUUCACGAAUUAUAUUCUUACCUAUACGCGACAAAUAAUGCGCAUGUUAACAUUACGAUUUUAUGAGAUUAUGAACAAAUCUUGUGUUUCCAAAUUUGAAGAUGUAUGGAAACUCUGCUCAAACUAUGAGAAAUUUACAAUGAAAACGAAAGAUGAAUAUGAAGCAGUGGCCAAAAUAUUGACAGAAUAUGUUUUAACUCAACUCGUUCCUCAUUUAACAUCGGGCGAUAUGGAUUUUACUCGUAUGGUUUACUCGUUUCUACCUGAUAGAGCAGAUGUCGAGAAACUUUCGAUCAAUGUUUCGAAUUCAUGGAUAAAUACAAUGACUCAUACAUAUUCAAUUUCGAGUGAUGCCUGCAAACAGUUAUUAUUUAAAAUAUAUAUUCUCAUUUGUAUCGAAGAGAUCAACUCAUUCUUUCUCACAACAUUUCUAUUUGACGGAUGGACUCAAUCAUGCUCGAAAUAUGCUGUAGCAGUCUAUCCACAAGCCUCUUUUUUCAAUCACUCGUGCUCACCGAACUUGGGUCGUUUCUUCAUUGAAAAGGAUGGAGACACUUUUCGUACCGGCGACAUUGUUUUCUUUGCCAUGCGUUCGCUGGAAAAAGGUGAAGAAGCCUGUAUUACGUACACGAAUCUCGAACCUGAACUUUAUAUACAAGAACUAGUCGAUACAAGUGAAAUUAUUAAAUCUCAAGCAAAAAGAAAUGAAAGAUUAAAAGAAAUCUUCCUUUUUGAUUGUAAUUGUGUUCGAUGCAUCAACGAGUCAAAAGGAAUACUAGAUUCAUCUUUUGUCACUUUAGUAAAAGAAUUCAAGUGUUCAAAGACAGAUUGUACUGGUUGGCUGAUCCCAACCGUCGAUGACUGCAAGAUAUGCGAGGCAUGUGGGUCAUCACCAUAG
This is a messenger RNA of Adineta ricciae, 1212 nucleotides long. Lineage: Eukaryota; Metazoa; Rotifera; Eurotatoria; Adinetida; Adinetidae. The record is from the annotation of a GenBank genome assembly.